ACACCCCUCCCACGCCCGUCUUCCUCCGAACAGGAAGCGGAAGUGACGUCCUGUCUCCUGUAGUGAGUAGAGAGCCGGGAAGAGAGAGAGGGGGGGAAGGGCCGGGCCCGGGAGCCGGAGGGAGCCGCGGAGCUGCCGCCACCGCCACCGUUCCCGCUACCGGGACCCCAGGGGGCAAGAUGGCUGAAAUCAGUGACCUGGACCGUCAGAUUGAACAGCUGCGGCGCUGUGAACUCAUCAAAGAGAGUGAGGUCAAAGCCCUUUGUGCCAAGGCCAGAGAGAUCUUGGUGGAAGAAAGCAAUGUCCAGAGAGUAGAUUCCCCAGUAACAGUCUGUGGAGAUAUCCAUGGCCAAUUCUAUGAUCUUAAAGAACUUUUCAGGGUGGGAGGUGAUGUGCCUGAGACCAACUAUCUGUUCAUGGGAGACUUUGUUGACCGUGGAUUCUACAGUGUCGAAACAUUCUUGCUAUUGCUAGCGCUCAAGGUCCGCUACCCUGACCGAAUCACCCUGAUUCGUGGCAACCAUGAAAGCAGACAGAUCACUCAAGUAUAUGGCUUUUAUGAUGAAUGCCUGAGGAAAUAUGGCUCUGUCACUGUGUGGCGCUAUUGCACUGAGAUCUUUGACUACCUCAGCCUCUCUGCCAUUAUUGAUGGGAAGAUUUUCUGUGUCCAUGGUGGAUUAUCCCCAUCCAUCCAGACGCUGGAUCAGAUACGAACGAUAGAUCGCAAACAAGAGGUUCCUCAUGAUGGCCCCAUGUGUGAUCUUCUUUGGUCUGACCCUGAAGACACUACAGGCUGGGGGGUUAGCCCUCGAGGUGCUGGCUACUUAUUCGGCAGUGAUGUGGUGGCCCAGUUCAACGCAGCAAAUGACAUUGACAUGAUUUGUCGAGCACAUCAGCUGGUCAUGGAGGGGUACAAGUGGCACUUCAAUGAGACAGUUCUUACCGUAUGGUCGGCUCCCAACUACUGCUACCGCUGUGGGAAUGUGGCAGCCAUAUUGGAACUGGAUGAACAUCUCCAGAAAGAAUUUAUCAUCUUUGAAGCAGCUCCUCAAGAAACCCGGGGCAUCCCAUCUAAGAAACCGGUUGCGGACUACUUCCUGUGAAUCCAUCUCUCAUCUCCCCCUGUGCGGCUUCUGUUUUCUAUCUUGGCUGGGAUGGGCAGCCUCUUUCAAGUUUUUGGCAAGGUUCAGGUCUCUUCUCCCCAUGCCCGGUCUCCCUUCCCUUCCCCCACCUGCCCAAUAAACCCUCAGUUCUGGACUCUU
Messenger RNA from Pogona vitticeps (central bearded dragon), 1262 nucleotides. It is a transcript of the gene PPP4C, whose product is annotated as protein phosphatase 4 catalytic subunit. Lineage: Eukaryota; Metazoa; Chordata; Lepidosauria; Squamata; Agamidae. The record is from RefSeq and is a predicted model, not a curated record. Gene Ontology annotation, molecular function: protein serine/threonine phosphatase activity.